This is a messenger RNA of Dipodomys spectabilis (banner-tailed kangaroo rat), 5266 nucleotides long. RefSeq names its product ADAM metallopeptidase with thrombospondin type 1 motif 12 (gene Adamts12). The transcript is spliced from 24 exons. Gene Ontology annotation, cellular component: extracellular matrix. The record is from RefSeq and is a predicted model, not a curated record. NCBI's taxonomy places the organism in Eukaryota, Metazoa, Chordata, Mammalia, Rodentia, Heteromyidae. The coding region runs from base 1 to 4803 and encodes 1600 amino acids. Gene Ontology annotation, biological process: extracellular matrix organization; proteolysis. Gene Ontology annotation, molecular function: metalloendopeptidase activity.
AUGCCAUGUGCGCGGAGGAGCCGGCUGGCGGCGCUCGCUGUGGUGGCUCAGCUCCUGCAUUGGGGGGCGCUCUGCCGUGGAAGACAGCCUCAGCCGCACCCAGGCCCCCCCGUUCGCUUCCCGGACCCCAGGCAAGAGCAUUUUAUCAAGGCCCUGCCGGAGUACUACAUGGUGGGACCUGCCCGUGUGGAUGCCUAUGGGGAGUUUCUAUCCUAUGGCUUGAACCAUCCCAUCUCCACCAGCAGGAGCAAGAGAGACGUGGAUGGCUCCCAGGACCGAGUAUACUAUAAAAUUGCACACGAGGAGAAGGACCUGAUGUUUAACUUGACAGUCAAUCGGAGAUUCCUUUCCAAUAGUUACAUCGUGGAGAAGAGAUAUGGGAACCUGUCCCAUGCUAAGAUGGUGGCUGCUUCAGGGCCUCCCUGCCAUCUGAGGGGUACAGUUCUUCAACAGGGCGUCACAGUUGGAACAGCAACUCUCAGUGCCUGCCACGGACUGACGGGCAUUUUCCACCUCCCACAUGGAGACUUCUUCAUUGAGCCUGUUAGAAAGCAUCCGCCGGCCGAGGAAGGGUACCAGCUACAUGUCGUGUACAGGAGGCAGAGGCAGAGAGUUGCAGAAACAGAGGAGCCAACAUGUGGAUUAAAAGACAGUGACACCAACCCUAAGAAGCAGGAGCUACAGCGAGAAAAGUGGGAGAGGAGCCAUUUGCCAAGCAAAAGCCUCUCUCGGCGCUCCAUAAGCAAGGAAAGAUGGGUGGAGACUCUGGUUGUGGCUGACACGAAGAUGGUUGAAUAUCACGGGGGUGAGAAUGUGGAGUCCUACAUCCUAACCAUCAUGAACAUGGUCACUGGAUUGUUUCAUAACCCAAGCAUUGGUAAUGCGAUUCACAUUGUUGUGGUUCGGCUCAUCCUCCUUGAAGAAGAGGAGCAAGGACUAAAAAUAGUCCACCAUGCUGAGAAGACACUGUCCAGCUUCUGUAAGUGGCAGAAGAGCAUCAAUCCCAAGAGUGACCUCAACCCUGCCCACCAUGAUGUGGCUGUCCUUCUCACUAGAAAAGACAUCUGUGCGGGCGUCAACCGGCCCUGUGAGACCCUGGGCCUGUCUCAUCUGUCAGGAAUGUGCCAACCUCACCGGAGCUGUAACAUCAAUGAAGACUCAGGCCUUCCUCUGGCUUUCACCAUUGCCCAUGAGCUUGGACACAGCUUUGGCAUCCAACAUGAUGGGAAAGACAAUGACUGCGAACCUGUGGGAAGGCACCCGUACAUCAUGUCCCACCAGCUCCAGUACGACCCCACCCCGCUGACAUGGUCCAAAUGCAGCAAGGACUACAUCACUCGAUUUUUGGACCGAGGCUGGGGGUUUUGUCUCGAUGACAUCCCAAAAAAGAAAGGCUUGAAGUCCAAGGUCAUUGCUCCUGGAGUGAUCUAUGAUGUUCAUCACCAAUGCCAGCUCCAAUAUGGCCCCAAUGCUACCUUCUGCCAGGAAGUAGAAAAUGUUUGCCAAACACUGUGGUGCUCAGUGAAGGGCUUUUGUCGAUCCAAACUGGAUGCUACUGCAGACGGAACACGGUGCGGUGAGAAGAAGUGGUGUAUGGCUGGCAAGUGCAUUACGGUGGGAAAGAAGCCAGAAAGCAUCCCUGGAGGCUGGGGCCGCUGGAGUGCCUGGUCCCACUGCUCCAGGACCUGUGGGGCCGGAGCCCAGAGUGCAGAGCGGCUCUGCAACAACCCUGAACCAAAGUUUGGAGGGAAAUACUGUACUGGAGAAAGAAAACGCUAUCGCCUGUGCAAUGUCCACCCCUGUCGCACAGAUUCACCAACAUUUCGGCAGAUGCAGUGCAGUGAAUUUGACACUGUUCCCUACAAGAAUGAAUUCUAUCGUUGGUUUCCUGUUUUUAAUUCAGCACGCCCUUGUGAGCUCUACUGCCGACCCAUAGAUGGCCGGUUCUCAGAGAAAAUGCUGGACGCGGUCAUUGAUGGUACCCCUUGCUUCGAAGGUGGCAACAGCAGAAAUGUCUGUAUUAAUGGCAUAUGUAAGGUGGUGGGCUGCGACUAUGAGAUCGGUUCCAAUGCCACAGAGGACCGCUGUGGGGUGUGCCUCGGAGAUGGUUCUGCCUGCCAGACUGUGAGGAAGAUGUUUAAACAGAAAGAAGGAUCUGGUUACGUCGACAUUGGGCUCAUUCCCAAAGGAGCAAGAGACAUCAGGAUAAUGGAAAUCAAGGCAGCUGGAAACUUCCUGGCCAUCAGAAGUGAAGACCCAGAAAAACAUUAUCUCAAUGGCGGAUUUAUCAUCCAAUGGAAUGGGAACUAUAAGCUGGCAGGGACGGUCUUCCAGUAUGACAGGAAAGGAGACCUGGAGAAACUGAUGGCCCCCGGCCCCACCAAUGAGUCAGUUUGGAUCCAGCUGUUAUUCCAGGUAACAAACCCUGGCAUCAAAUAUGAAUACACAAUCCGAAAAGAUGGCCUCGACAAUGAUGUGGAGAAGUUGAUGUACUUCUGGCAGUUCGGCCGCUGGACAGAAUGCAGUGUUACCUGUGGGACAGGGAUCCGCCGCCAGACAGCCCAAUGUGUGAAGAAGGGUCAUGGCUUGGUGAAGGCUACAUUCUGUGACCCAGAAACACAGCCCAAUGGGAGACAGAAGAAGUGCUAUGAAAAAGACUGUCCACCCAGGUGGUGGGCAGGGGAGUGGGAAGCCUGUUCAGCGACGUGUGGCCCCUAUGGAGAAAAGAAGCGAACGGUGCUGUGCAUCCAGACCAUGGGCUCUGAUGAGCAAGUUCUCCCAGCUACAGACUGCCAGCACCUGCUGAAGCCCAAGGCCCUCAUUUCCUGUAACAGAGAUAUCUUGUGUCCAUCAGACUGGACAGUGGGCAACUGGAGUGAGUGCUCUGUUUCUUGUGGUGGUGGAGUGCGGAUUCGCAGUGUCACAUGUGCCAAGAACCAUGAUGAACCUUGUGACAGGACAAGGAAACCCAACAGCCGAGCUCUAUGUGGCCUCCAGCAAUGUCCGUCUAGCCGGAGAAUUCUGAAACCCAACAAAGGCACAAUUUCCAAUGAGAAAAAUCUACCAACAUCUGAUCCCUCCAAGCCCAUCCCUCCACCUACCCUCAGGCCCACGGUGCUGACCACACCAAUGGUGACUGAGUCUGUGAGCCUAAGCACUCCAGCCAUCAACAGCACUAGCUCCACCACAGCCUCCAAAGGAGACCUGGAGGGAAAAAACUGGCAACAGAGUUCAACCCAAGCUGAGCUAGACACCCACCAUCUCAUUUCCCCUGGAAGCACUUCUCAGCCGGCUCUCACUUCCUGGUCUUUGGGCACUCAGCCCAAUGAAGGAAAUGUUUCCAAUUCAGAUACCACUGCUGCCUCCCAGGAAGACAGUACAUCCACAGCAACAAGUGGUUCUGACUUGGCAUCAUCUAGCUAUGCUGUGACCUGGCAGAUAACUACUUUCUGUAAUACCUUGACCAGAGAUCCAGACAUGGAGAUUCAGAGUGGUUCAGGGGAGGGUAGUGAACAGCAUGAGAACAAAGAUGACAGUAACUCGGUAACAUGGAGUAAGAUCAUAGAACCUGAAAAGGAUGAUUCAGCAGAAAGAGGUACAGAGAUACCACUUGGACCUCCACCAACACCUUAUCUUGAGGAUCAUUUCUUGAGUCCUUUCAGCACUGAGAGGGAAGGACUCCUACCUAGCCCAAGACCCAUUACCUUUAAAAAUGGGACCCUCAGAGCUGAGAGUUUGGUCACUGAAAAGCCGAGUCACAGCCCAUUCCCUCUUGAAGGAGACCACCAGACAGUACCUUCAGAGAAGUCAGCAAACUACACGAGUGUUACACAAGGCGCUGGACCUGUUACACAAGGUUCUAGACCAGUCCUGACCGAGGAAGAUGCAUCCAGUCUCAUUGCGGAGGGGUUUUUGCUGAACGCUUCUGAUUAUAAGCAGUUCUCCAAAGGCCACAGACCUGCAUACUGGAUUGUUGGAAACUGGAGUGAAUGCUCCACCACCUGUGGAUUGGGGGCCUACUGGAGGAACGUGGAGUGUAGCACCCAGAUGGAUGCCGACUGUGAGUCCAUUCAGAAGCCCGACCCGGCUAAGAGAUGCCACCUUCGUCCCUGUGCUGGCUGGAGAGUAGGAAACUGGAGCAAGUGCUCUCGAAACUGCAGUGGAGGCUUCAAGAUCCGAGAGAUUCAGUGCAUGGACAGCCGAGACCACCGGAACCUGAGGCCGUUCCACUGCCAGUUCCUGGCCGGCAUUCCUCCCCCACUGAGUAUGAGCUGCAACCUGGAGCCCUGUGAAGAGUGGCAGGUGGAGCCCUGGAGUCAGUGUUCCAGGUCCUGUGGAGGUGGGAUUCAGGAGAGGAAGGUGUCUUGUCCAGGAAGCCUCUGUGACUGGACCAAAAGGCCACUGUCCACUGUCCCCUGCAAUAGUCACCUUUGUUGUCACUGGGCCACUGGGAACUGGAACUUGUGCAACACUUCUUGUGGAGGUGGAUUUCAAAAGAGGACCGUCCAUUGUGUCCCUUCAGAGGACAAUACAACUGAAGAGUCAGACCAGUGCCUGUGUGAUCAUGAACCCAGACCUCCAGAAUUCCAAAAAUGCAACCAGCAAGCCUGCAGAAAGAGUGCUGAUAUACAUUGUACCAAGGACAGGUUGUCGGCCAGUUUCUGCCAGACACUCAAAUCCAUGAAGAAAUGUUCUGUGCCCACGGUGAGGGACCAGUGCUGCUCCUCAUGUUCCCAGACACACAGCAUCCACAUGCAACGGCCAAGAAAACAGCAACUGCUCAAAAAACCCAAACUUCCCUAAGUCUGGAAGAAAGCCACCCUCCACCAUAGACUGCCAUAGCCUGCUGAUUGUGACAUGUGUUAGCCCGGAGGCUGCUCCACUGAGGUUUUCUACUUUUUUCAGGUUUAGCUUUGGAUUAUAGCAGAGUUAAAUACACUGUGUCCCUCUAGCCACAAAACAUCCCAAGCAGGAGGUCCGGGACUCCCACCCUUGCUGCUCCUCACAGGAAGGUGAAGUGUCCAGGAGUAUUCUCCAUUAGCUGGAAUCAGCAAUCGGGAAAGGUGACAGAUUAGACAAGUCUGUGUAAUGAUGUAUUUUCCCCUCUUAAAGCUAAAAACAAGAGACCAGAUUUUCUCGAGACUACCUCAGGAGAAGCAGGAAACACAGCCACGUUUACCCAGGGAACAAAUCAUCUUUUGAGUAGAUCCUCCCCAUUGACCUGAGAUAAGGUGCUGUUUAAGAUAUGGAGAUGAGUUAGGAAUAU